This is a messenger RNA of Mytilus californianus (California mussel), 2763 nucleotides long. RefSeq names its product glutathione reductase, mitochondrial-like. Gene Ontology annotation, molecular function: flavin adenine dinucleotide binding; NADP binding; glutathione-disulfide reductase (NADPH) activity. Lineage: Eukaryota; Metazoa; Mollusca; Bivalvia; Mytilida; Mytilidae. The coding region runs from base 29 to 1420 and encodes 463 amino acids. Gene Ontology annotation, cellular component: cytosol; mitochondrion. The record is from RefSeq and is a predicted model, not a curated record. The transcript has 12 exons. Gene Ontology annotation, biological process: cell redox homeostasis; cellular response to oxidative stress; glutathione metabolic process.
GGUUAAUAUCUGGAACUUUAAUUGUUAAAUGAGAUUUUCAUUGAAACUUUUCCAAAUGCCGCCUAUCGCGAAAGCAUUUGAUUUUAUUGUGAUUGGAGGUGGUUCUGGUGGCUUAGCUUGUGCCAGACGCGCUGCUGAAUUCGGUGUUAAAGCUGCCAUUGUUGAAGAGGCACGAUGGGGUGGCACAUGUGUAAAUGUAGGAUGUGUACCAAAGAAAGUUAUGUUUAAUACAGCAAUGCAUGCAGAGUUUAUUCAUGACCAUAAAGAUUACGGAUUUGAUGUGGAAUAUAAAGGAUUUAAUUGGGCUAAAAUAAAAGCAACAAGAGAUGCCUACAUCAAGAGACUGAAUGGGAUUUAUGAAACUAAUCUUGAAAAGUCUAAAGUUGAAAAAAUAGAAGGUCAUGCUAUAUUGACCGAGGAUAGAUGUGUACAGGUUGGAGAGCAGAAAUUCUCAGCAGAGCACAUACUGAUAGCUACGGGUGGAAAACCUAUCGUCCCAACAAAUAUCCCAGGAGCAGAGCAUGGCAUUACAAGUGAUGGUUUCUUUGAGUUAGAAACUUUACCAAAGAAGGUGGUAGUUGUUGGAGCAGGGUAUAUUGCAGUUGAAUUAGCAGGGAUUUUUAAUUCACUGGGAUCAGACACAUCAAUACUUAUCAGGUUUGAUGAGGUGCUGAGAACAUUUGAUCCUACAAUUAGUACAAAUGUUACUGUAAAUAUGGAACAAGGAGGUGUCAAGGUUAUGAGAAGGACACAGGUUAAAUCUGUGACAAAAAGGGAAAAUGGAUUACUUGACCUUGAACUAAAUACAGGAGACAAAAUGACAGAUGUGGACUGUUUGUUGUGGGCAGUUGGAAGAGUUCCACUAUCAGAAAAUAUAGGCUUAGAAAAAUUAGGAAUAAAAAUGGAUAACAAAGGCCAUAUUGUGGUAGAUGAGUUUCAGAAUACUACAGGGAGUAAGAUAUAUGCUCUUGGAGAUGUAUGCGGUAAAGCCUUACUUACACCAGUUGCUAUAGCAGCAGGUAGAAAAUUAGCUCACCGACUGUUUGACAACAAACCAGAUCUGAAGUUAGACUACAAUAAUAUACCUACAGUUAUAUUUUCACAUCCACCUAGUGCCACAUUGGGUCUUACUCAAGCUGAAGCAGAAGAAAAGUAUGGCAAAGAAAAGAUCAAAGCCUACAAAUCCGAGUUUACACCUAUGUAUUUUUCUGUAACAACAAGGAAAGAAAAGUGUCAUAUGAAGUUGAUUUGUUUGUUACCUGAUGAAAAGGUGAUUGGACUACACAUGGUAGGACAAGGUGUUGAUGAGAUGUUACAGGGGUUCUCUGUAGCUGUCAAGAUGGGUGCCACAAAGGCUCAAUUUGAUGCAACUGUAGCAAUCCAUCCGACAUCCUCGGAAGAACUUGUCACCAUGAGAUAAUUCAUUUUUUUAUACACAUUUAAAAUCAGUAAUCUUAUUCGGAAUAUAUUUUUUGUUAGAUGUUUUUUAUAUUAUAUUGAUAUUUAUAUUUGUGUUUAUCAGAAAUAAUUCCUUCGCCCAAUAUGAUAUUAGAUGCCAUAUUUAUACAAACACCAUAAAUCAGUAGUAUUAAUGUACAUGUUAUCUCUGCUUUAGGGAUUUUAUAAACUACCUCAGAUUUUCCUACACCAAAUUUUUUGUUAUUGAUUCAUAUAAUUUAAUUAAACCCUGGGACCAACAUCAGAGAAAUUGUUAUUUGGCUUUUACCAUUGUUUCUCUUAGUUAGCAACAUUCAUACAUUCCUGUGUGAAUGUCAUGCAAAAUAAAAUGUGCAACUUAAUAUCCAUUACAUGCUAUUUGUAUAUUUUAAAUGUAACUAGGUGUUUAUUUUUUAUUUAACCCUAAAUGACUGAUUUUUGAUGUCAUGCUCUAACAUAGAAAUUUUGAAUGAAAACUUAAGCAUACUUUUCUUUUAAAAUAUUGUUAGUUUGCUGUUAAUUACAACAUAAUUUUUUUUUUUAUAAUGAAUUUUCUUUAUUGUAACAAAUAGACUAGCACAACAUGUAUGAACAAAAGGUAUACAGAAUGGCAUAUUCACACAAAGGAAGUAUUAAAUAAUUAAACAACAAUUGAAUAUAUGAUGGUGCAACAAUAGGUUGAAAAUAAAUAAUUUUCUUAUAACAUUGGAAUCUUAUUUUUUAGAUAUCUAUGAUGUAAAUGUUUUCCUUUCAAUUGAGCACCAUAUGACAAACCCCAUGAUAGUUAUAGGUCUGAAAAAGGCAGACUUAAUUCAAUUACAAAUGGUCCAAAAAUGAUUGACAUUUAAACAUUAGAAUUGUAGAACAGUAGCAUGCAGUUUUUUGUACAAGAAUAAAAAUGAUUUAUGUUAUAUAUUUGAUAAUGGAAUAGCUCAUUUUACCUUACAGUUGCACUAAUUUUAAAUCUUCGGUGAAAGUGUUUCUGUUGUAUUCUGUUUAUUCUAUUUUUGUAAUUCCUUGAUAAUGACCAUAAAUGUACUGUGCUUAUCAUUUUAUUGUCCCUACUGCACACGCUUUGUUGAACAUAGUAGUUGUCUUAAUUUUCUAUCCAUCUUACCCAUAAUGAACUGUCAGUUUAAUUUUAUGAUUCUUUUGGGAGUUACUUGAUUUUGGCUAUUGUAAAUUGUAAUCUGUUUUGGAGGAAGUAGUGUUUUUUUUUCACCCUCUUUUGUCUUUUGCCAUGGCGUUGUCAGUUUUUCUAGACAUAUGAGUUUUGAAUAAUCUCUUUGUAUCUUUCACCAUAUUUUUAGUAAAACUAUGACACAU